AUGUCUCAAUCUCCACCUGCCCAUCACUGGGAAGCUCCCAGUGUCAUUGAUCGGGAUGAUGAGUCGGUAGUCUUCUAUGAAGAUGAACGUCAGCAAUGGCUUCAACAGCACCCACAUGUUGUUCCUCACACCGCAAAGCGGGGUGCCAACAAGAAUCAACGUACCAUGGCAGACCGGGGCCCAAGCAUGGCUGAAGGUCUUCGUGGCAUUGCAGCACGAGGUACAGCUCAUCGCAAUGGAAAUGCUGUGAACAAGAAUGAUGUAUCUACCAAGCCAUUGCCACCCAUUCCUCAGGAAGAAGUCCCUCAGCCUGCCACCACAGUUGGCCAGAACAAGCUUUCCCAAGAUUCUGGGGACAAUAUCAACAAGAUGAGCAUUUAUUACGUACUUGACAAAUCCGAUAUGCAAGGCCACCAAGAUGAAACCCCAUCCUCUCAACAAGGAGCCUCUAAGCCUGUUACUGAAGUUAGCCAGAAGGCAGUUGUCAAUGGCCCUGUGCACUCGGAAAAGAUGAACCCGCGUUUGCUUCUUGAGGAAUGCAAGCUGUCAGGCUACGAUGAUGAAACUCCAUCUAUUCAACCCAGAGAACUCGAGGAAACCCUGCCACCCAUUGCAUACGUUCCACAAAUCGACUACAAUUCGCAGGCCUCCUACGCCAACCAUUACGGUCAUACUCCAACUUCGUGGUACGAAGCUUCCCCCAUUCGCCACGAAUUUUCUCUGGAUCCCCAGGUUGCAGUAGCUCGCAGCGCUACUCCAGAGCCUGAAAUCAAGCAAGAAUUUGAUGAGCCAACCAUUCCAAUGACAGAAAUCGACCAAGAAAACGCAUGCUCCAAACGUGUGGGCCACACCAUGCAGGAACUGCUUGCAUUGAUCAAACAGGAAAAGGAAAAUUGCCGGCUUGCAAAUGAAGACCACAAAGCAGAAAGUCCUCCUUCUGCUUACUCUACGGGUAUUCGCUAUGCCGACCAGGUCCUUGAGCCUUAUUACCAGGCUCCUGACUUUGUUAUUCCUCGUCCGGAGAGUCCUGCAUAUGCGAGCCCUGGAAACAUUCGCGAAUCUACAGCUGCAAUUCCUGCGUGGACUCCUUCGUGGUGGUCUCCGUCCCCAUCUCCUGCUCCAUCCCAUUGUCCAAAAGGAUGUUGCUGGUGGUCUGAGGAUGAGUUUGAUCCUGAAACUACUGCUUCUAGUGCGCGUCUGCAAGAGUCACCUGUGGUGCCUUCAUCUCCCCUUUUCGUCCCUCUCGAGACAGGUCCCACUUGGGAUUCGAAAAACAGCAACGAGUUUGAUGUUCAAACUACUGCAUCUUCUGAGUAUGGUUCACCUAUCCUUUCUUCGCCUCAUUUCUCUCCUCUCCAAGCAGGUCACGAUUGGGAUUCUUCCAAUCACGAUGAUGAGGGUGACACCGGAAUUACCGUACCCCUCGGGCAUGCGUUUGUUUGGGACCACACUAUGCCUGAUCCGCCUCUACUCGAUUCACCUUCAUCUCCUGUUCAAGCUCCUUGUUUCGAGCAUCCUCCCAGCGAUAGUUCUGGACAUUCCUAUGUCGAUGCGCUUCGCGUUGGAAUUUCUCCCACUGAGAGUAUCCCCCACGAUCCCCGGCUUACGACGCUUACUUUCCGUCCCAGAUACAUGUCAUCUUCUACCAGUUAUCCAAGAUGGUUGAGACCAAACCACGUGGACAAUGUCGAGCAGUCAGCCUCAGAGCAAUUGAACAGUAUCACACAGAACUCUACUUUCACUAUGAAUAUUCCCAUCCGCGACGUUUCCCAGCAUCAUCCAGCUGUUCAAAUGUCAUCUGAGUCUACCAACGGUAGACAUAGCCGCGCAGCUUCCUUCGUCAACAAUGAGACAAAUGCCAGAAACUUCUCCAGAAACGCAACUCCGGGUCGUACCAGCCGAAGCCCUGAUGGCUCCAGUUCUGAGGGCUCCGAAGAUUCCCGUGGAACCAAGCGCAAGCGAUUCACCAAGACCCUCUUUGGUAAGAAAGGAUACCUUGACAACAAUGAGGGACCACGCGACAAGAAAUUCAAAUUCUUGAAGGGUGCCAUUCAGAAGGGACAUUCAACACUUGGCAGCAUCAAGGGAAUGGUUUGGGAUCAUAAUCGAGCUUUGAUCAACGUGCCCAAGCCCAGCAUCGUCACCGAGAACACUGCACCCAUCAAUCUGAGCACCAAUGUGCAAUCGCUAAUGUAUGCCGAGGUUGAGAACAUGAUCACCCAUGCAGCCAAUGAAUUCCUGAUGAAGGAGUAUUACAACGGUCAUCUCACUACCAAUUCUCUCAACAAGUUGAAGAAAAAUUGGGAGAAGCAGUGCAUGCCUGGAGUCCCUGAGUUCCGUUUCGACCAAACCACCCAGUGCGAGCUCAUCAGCGCAAACAUCGACCACCUCAGCUUCGGCCAAGCAAGCAACGGCCUUUCCCCAAACAUCAUCCUGGGCAACUGGAAGAAGAUCUGCAAGAACAUGAGCAUCCGGACCUUCGUUGCCCCCGAUUCUGUUGUCAAGAGGCACAUCCACGAUAUCGUGGAUGUCCUGGAGAUUUUGAAGGCUGAUGAGUGCCACCUUGAGCUCAUCAUGGCGCUCAAUGCGCAUGUUCAUGGAGAGCUGAUGAAGGCCCAGGUGAUGCAGCAGUACCGAAACACUCAGAACUCUGCAAGCUCUGGCUCUUAA
This is a messenger RNA of Penicillium vulpinum, 2670 nucleotides long. RefSeq lists its product as uncharacterized. NCBI's taxonomy places the organism in Eukaryota, Fungi, Ascomycota, Eurotiomycetes, Eurotiales, Aspergillaceae. The record is from RefSeq and is a predicted model, not a curated record. The transcript is spliced from 3 exons. Bases 1 to 2670 code for a protein of 889 amino acids.